This is a messenger RNA of Sinocyclocheilus rhinocerous, 1614 nucleotides long. Its product is annotated as potassium voltage-gated channel subfamily S member 3-like. The coding region runs from base 74 to 1582 and encodes 502 amino acids. Gene Ontology annotation, molecular function: voltage-gated potassium channel activity; protein binding. Lineage: Eukaryota; Metazoa; Chordata; Actinopteri; Cypriniformes; Cyprinidae. The transcript has a single exon. Gene Ontology annotation, cellular component: voltage-gated potassium channel complex; membrane. Gene Ontology annotation, biological process: action potential; potassium ion transmembrane transport; protein homooligomerization. The record is from RefSeq and is a predicted model, not a curated record.
AGUCAUAGCUGAGUCUCUCCAAAACUGCUUAGCCCAACAGUCCCACUUACUCCUUCAUGUUCUGGCAUCCAUCAUGGUGUAUGGGCAGGUCCUGCACCGCCAAGGCCCCGAGGAGAGCUUCAUCAACCUCAACGUCGGCGGCUUUAAGCAGCAAGUGGAACGAGUGGUCCUCCAACGCUUCCCCCACACGCGACUGGCCCAACUUCUCUACUGCAGCUCAGAGGCUGCUAUUCUCCAGCUUUGCGACGACUAUGCAGCAGCCGAAUGCGAGUAUUAUUUCGACCGAAAUCCAUGUUUUUUCCGCUACGUGCUCAAUUUCUAUCAUACCGGAAAGAUCCACCUGAUGGAAGAGUUGUGUGUGUUUAGCUUCAGCCAGGAGUUGGAAUACUGGGGCAUCAAGGAGCUUCACCUGGACGCUUGCUGCAGCAACAGAUUUCAAGAACAGAAAGAGUACGCAGGAGAUCACGACUGGGGAUACGACGAUGACCUGCAGAACCAGCUGCAGGACAGCUUAGAUUCAUCUAUGGAGGAGCUGUCGGCGUUUGACAAAGACCUGGAAAAGUUUGAGGGCACCUGGUGCUCCGAGAAGCGUAAGGAACUCUGGCUGCGACUGGAAAACCCGGGAUAUUCGUGCUCAGCGAAAAUAAUAGCGGUGCUUUCACUGUGUGUGGUACUGAUGAGUAUCGUGGCCAUGUGCGUUCAUAGCAUGCCUGAGUUCCAGCAGGUGGACGUUAAUGACAAAGAAGUGGAGAACCCGGUGUUGGCUGUGUUCGAGAACAUUUGCGUCCUCUGGUUUUCUAUCGAGUUCAUCCUACGAUUAGCUGUCACACCAUGUUUGCGCAAAUUCCUAAGCAAUGUGCUAAACAUCAUUGAUUUCGCCUCUAUUGUUCCAUUUUACGCCACGUUGGCGUUCGAAACCAUGGAUGCUGCGGAAAGCGAGGAGCUUGCGAACGUGGGAAGGGUCGUGCAGAUCCUGCGCCUCAUGCGUAUCUUUCGCAUCCUCAAACUGGCGCGGCAUUCGGUCGGGCUGCGUUCGCUUGGGGCGACGCUCCGUCACAGCUACCAUGAGGUCGGACUCCUCAUCCUCUUCCUUUCCGUGGGAAUCUCCAUUUUCUCAGUGCUCAUCUAUUUUGUGGAGAGGGAGGACGAUGAGUCAGAACUGCAGACCAUACCGGUGGGCUGGUGGUGGGCGACGAUCAGCAUGACCACGGUGGGAUACGGCGACACGUAUCCCAUCACGCUGGCUGGGAAACUCAUCGGCACCUUGUGCAUCAUUUGCGGCCUGCUUGUAGUCGCCCUUCCCAUCACUAUCAUCUUCAACAAGUUCUCCAAGUACUACCAGAGACAGAAAGCCCUGGUGGAGUCCGACCAGCUCCAACCAGAGGACGAAAAACUGCCAAAUCUCAGCAUGCCUUUUCUUUACAUAGGAGACCUCUACGGACAAAAGAUGACUUCUCUGGUUUGCAGCACGUCCUCCAAGAGUAGCGCAGGGAGCGAGGGAGACGUCACUGAUGCUUCCAGCAUUCAGGAUGUUGAAAUUGUUUGCCCUACUGGGAUGCCACAGGCUGACAAUGCAACAUAAAUCAGGGUUCCUGAUAAACAUCCUUGAUUAGA